CCGAACGCCGCUCUGGUCACCGCCAAAAUCCCGACUUUAUAUAAAGAGGAAAUGACAUAAAAUCUGUGUCUGCAUCCUAUGUGAAUAAAUACAAGUUGAUUGAUUUUUUUAACGCGUAGGAUUUCACGCCUGUUGCGUCCUCUUUGAACUGUUUCGCGCCUUCUCGGAAGUCAUUUGAAGUUAAACGCCGCGCCUGUACGUUUUCGUCGAUAAUUUCGGGAAGUGAAGAGUUCGUGUUCAUUAUUGGAAUUUAAAACAGUUUAAGGGUGGGCAGAGGAUGUCUAAGAAUAUGACCUAGUGCCACAUGACCGCGGCACACCCCUCACCGUACUCGCCGACCUGACACGCACUCAUACAUACAUAUUCCAAGAUGGUGCCACGUUGGUUACUUUUCUGCUGUGUGGUGUUGCUCGCGAGGCCGGUCCACCCUCAGGGCGCUCAGCAGUGCCCACCGCAGAACACAAUCACUCCCUGCAGCUGUACCGUUAAAAAGAACGGCCUUGAUAUCUUAUGCGAGUUUACUGAACAACAACAUAUACAAAAGGCAAUGAACACACUUCGAUCGAAGCCCAUGAUCAUAUUCUACUUAAAGCUGCGUCAUAAUAACCUAGCGAAGCUACCUUCGUAUAUAUUUCUGAGCCUUGACAUCCGUCAUCUUACUGUACACAACAGUAGCUUAGCCGUUAUAGAAGAUUCUUCGUUAAGUUCCAUUGGGAAUAAACUGACGCAACUCGACGUGUCUCAAAACAAUCUCGCGACGAUACCGACCUCAUCUUUCACGCAUCUUAAUCACUUACUUAUACUCAACAUGAAUCACAAUAAGGUGACAGCGAUACAUAACAGAGCGUUCUUGGGUCUCGACACUUUGGAGAUCCUGACAUUGUACGAAAAUAGAAUAUCGGUUGUCGACGGCGAGGCUUUUAAGGGCUUGGAAAAGAAAUUAAAGCGCUUAAAUCUGGGCGGGAACGAACUGACAGCCGUACCGCAGAAAGCUCUUGCGUUACUCGAGAAUUUGAAGAAACUUGAAAUGCAGGAGAACCGCAUUACUACCAUAACCGAAGGAGAUUUUGCAGGUUUGCGGAAUUUGGAUUCAUUGGGAUUGGCACAUAAUCAACUGCGGGAGGUACCUGCUAAUGUGUUUUCGCAUUUGAUAUUCCUUAACUCUUUGGAGCUAGAAGGCAAUCAAAUCCAACGUAUAGACGAAAAGGCUUUUUCUGGACUGGAAGAAAACCUGCAAUACCUACGUCUCGGUGACAACCGUCUUCACGAGAUACCAUCCGAGGCUCUCCGACCUUUGCAUCGCUUGCGUCACUUGGACCUGCGCUCAAAUAAUAUCACAUACAUAAGCGAGGAUGCCUUUACUGGCUACGGAGAUUCCAUAACCUUCCUGAAUUUGCAGAAGAAUAUGGUUCACCAAUUGCCUACAAUGGGUUUUGACAACUUAAACUCGCUGGAGACACUUAAUCUGCAGAACAACAAACUGCAGCACAUCCCCGAAGAGAUCAUGGAGCCGAUUCUCGAUACACUUCGAGUUGUUGACAUUAUGGAUAAUCCAUUGAUUUGUGACUGCGAUCUCGCGUGGUAUGAAUCUUGGCUUUCUGGACUCCGCGACCGAGAUGACGAGAUGAUGCAGAAAAAGCGAACGAUUUGCACUAUGGUCAGUGAGCACCGGGAGUAUAGCGUCGCUAAAAUACCCCUCGAGAAGAUGAACUGCAAAAGGAAACCUGGCUACGGAAGACCUUCGAGCGCCGACAACACUUGCCCGAUGAUGGUAACCAAUGUUGUCUUCCUCGCUAUCGUUAGAUGGCUCUAGAUAAAUUGGCUUACCGAUACUAUAUUCUAGAUCCAUUACCAAAUGGUUCUAAGAGUGCAAACCCUUUUAGUUUCCCUAUUAAGUUUAACGAAAGGUCUGUCGGGUUAACUGUGGCCGGAUGCCUCGAUACGAUUUUUCGUUAUUUAUAUUCAUUUGUAACGUGAUGAAUUUGUAAAAACUAAACAUAUCAAUUUGGGCUGAAGAAAAAUUAGUAGAAUUUUGGAAUGAAUUUGUGAUAAGGAUGAUUUCAGAUGUGAGAUACACUAGGUAUUUUAAUUAGAAUACCUUUGAGGUAGGUAUGCCUUACUUUAGAGUAUUGCCAGCCUAUAUCUAGGCGAAAGUGAAAUAGUAGUUUGGAGUAUCAGAAAGAGUCGUCUUUAGAACUUUGUCAUUAACGAGCUGAACAAUCUUGAGCGCGUCAGAAGCGUAAAUGUUUCUGAAACUGACCUAAUAUUAAUAUAAACUUCUAAUAUUUUUUAUCAUUUACCCCUCGCCUUUACUAUGUAAUUCUACUAGUAUUUAUAAUGUUCUAGUAAGCUUUUACGCAUUUACCCUGUUGACUGUUCAAUGUUUAUCUCUAUAUUCGUAAGAAUGCAGGGCUCUUAUGUAUAAUUUAGGAUUAUAAUUAUAUUUAAAAUUUUAAUGUGUUUCCAUAUAUUUCCUUGGAAUAAUUCUACCUCUUGUUUAUGAAUUAUGUUAGUUUAAUUAUUACAAAUGAUAUUACUGACGCUAUGCGUUAGAUGGAGCCCUUGGAUGUUCGUUGUAGAUUAGUAAUAAAUAGUUAAGUGUUAGAUAUAAGGAAAUAUGCAGUUUAAUAGUUUUAUUUUUUAAUUUAUAUUUUUAUAUAAUUUAUUAUUGUUUA
This is a messenger RNA of Vanessa atalanta (red admiral), 2675 nucleotides long. RefSeq names its product slit homolog 1 protein. Gene Ontology annotation, molecular function: protein binding. The record is from RefSeq and is a predicted model, not a curated record. The transcript is spliced from 12 exons. Gene Ontology annotation, cellular component: plasma membrane. Bases 371 to 1813 code for a protein of 480 amino acids. Lineage: Eukaryota; Metazoa; Arthropoda; Insecta; Lepidoptera; Nymphalidae.